AAGUGGGACUUAAGUUGUGGUACAGCCAAAUAUUUACAAAGCUCAAUUCGUAUCUCUCUUUCACCAGACCUUGCUAAUUUAUCUGUUGGUGAAGUGUCUGACGUCUCUAAACAACGCGUUUAUAGUUCUCCCCUGCUUCUGCUUCUCCUUCUCCUCCUUCUUCUUCUUCUUCUGCUGCUGCUGCUGCUGCUGCUGCUCUUUUGCUGGGAUGCAGCGUGUGCCGCUCGGGGUCUCUUGAUUGUGUGGGGCGGGUUUCAGGAGGUGCAGGAGGUGGGUUAUGAAGAAGCUUUUGAAAAGCAGCCACGUCGUGUAAGAGAGCUCGGCACCCCGAAUGGAAACAUGAACGCAAUGAAAAGCAUCUGGCUGCUGUGCGUCUCCGCUGCGCUUGCGGUGUGCGCCGCUGCCGAAGAUCGAUGUCCCAACAAAGUCUAUUCGUCUCUCUCUCGGCUGGUCGCUCCGGGCAGCGCCGUGACCCUUCACUGCCGAGGGGACGCCUUGCUCCCCGGUCUCUCGUCGCCCGCGCACCCGGCCGAGUGGAGUCUGAAUGGGAGGCCGCUACACUCGAACCCACAGAGGACCGUCGUCGAGGACAGCGUCCUCAUAACCGCGGCGCGGAUCAACGACGCCGGGAACUACACCUGUCACAGAGGCGGCCAGAUCGUCUUCACAGUCAACAUCACCGUCGGGGUCUCUCCGGAGAAGCCCGUUCUCUCCUGCUAUCGGAAGGUUCCCACUCAGAACGUGCGGUGCGAGUGGAGCGCCACCUACAGGCCGAUCCCCGCACCCUCCUGUAAGCUGCUGGUCAAAAAGGGGUUGAUCGGCCAGUCCUCCCAGUAUAACUGCACCUUCUCCAGUACGAAGCAGCGCUGCUCCUGCGUGCUGCCCCAUGUGGAGGGGGACACUGUGCUCUACCUGGUCAGUCUGUGUGUCUCCAACAGCGUCGGGGCUCAGAAGAGCGAGGACCAGACCUUCACUGGAGACAGCAUCAUCAAACCGGACCCACCAAUCAACGUGCAGGUGCACGCCGUGAUGAGGUCAUCGCGGAGUCUCUGGGUCAACUGGUCAAAACCCCUGAGCUGGAAGACUGAUUUCUACAGACUGCGUUACCAAGUGCGGUACCGGACCGGCCAGCAGGGGGAGUACCAGCUGCUCCCCACGCGGGACCCCCGCCUGCUGAUCUCCGACGCGGGGCCACGGCGCCGCUACGAGGUGCAGGUCCGAGGGCAGGAGGAGUUUGAGCACGGGCAGUGGAGCGCCUGGAGUCACGAGGCACAUGGAUACACCUGGGCAGAACCAGAGCUCCAGACCCAAGGGUACCAGUCCACCCACGGUGUGCACAAGCAGGACUUGCUUGCUGGCACUGUCGGAGGGAUCGUCGACAGCCUCUUCUCCCAGUCGGAGGGGUCCGGAUUGUGGGAGGAAGAGCUGGAAGUCCAGGCCUCCUCUAACGAUAGUGACCUCUUGGCUCGACACACAGGUUGGGUGACAGGAGUGACUCUGCUGGUAGCUGCGAUCCUCGUCUCUCUCUUCAUCACACAGUAUUGGAAGAAGAUCAAGGCCCAGCUGUUGAAACUGGGGGGGCUGGCACCCCAUUUCCGGCCCCUAUUUGCCAAGGUGAGGGAGCCCCAAAUGACCCCUGACCUCCAGGGCAUCCCCCUGUCCUCUCCCCCCAGUUCCGGAGCCCUCACAGAGAGGAGAGAGGAGGCCGCCCCCCUGGCCAGCCCUGCCCCUGCCUCCCCCCUUCACCUCAUGAAUAUGGGCUACUUCCUUGUGCCCCUCGCAGAGCAACAGGGGGGCCCUUCUCUGGGGCCACGCAGCCAGGAGAGUGAGUGAAGACUGAACUGUCAGCGACCCCCCUGAAGCCCUUUCUAUUAUACUGCUGUUAUCAGGACAGUAACAGAUUUCUGUAGCGCCUUGAGUUACCACUCACUCACUCACUCACUCACUGUGGGGGACCCUGAGCGAGUCGCUUCACCUCCUUGUGCUCCGUCCUUUGGAUG
Messenger RNA from Polyodon spathula (Mississippi paddlefish), 2000 nucleotides. It is a transcript of the gene il6r, whose product is annotated as interleukin 6 receptor. The transcript is spliced from 10 exons. Gene Ontology annotation, molecular function: protein binding; cytokine receptor activity. NCBI's taxonomy places the organism in Eukaryota, Metazoa, Chordata, Actinopteri, Acipenseriformes, Polyodontidae. Gene Ontology annotation, biological process: cytokine-mediated signaling pathway. Bases 340 to 1833 code for a protein of 497 amino acids. The record is from RefSeq and is a predicted model, not a curated record. Gene Ontology annotation, cellular component: membrane; external side of plasma membrane.